Messenger RNA from Trichomonas vaginalis G3, 651 nucleotides. RefSeq lists its product as uncharacterized. The coding region runs from base 1 to 651 and encodes 216 amino acids. Lineage: Eukaryota; Parabasalia; Trichomonadida; Trichomonadidae. The record is from RefSeq and is a predicted model, not a curated record. The transcript has a single exon.
AUGUUUUUUCUCAUAAUUUUGUAUGCUAGACUUGUUAAUUCUGUAAAUGUUUUUACUUACACACCACCAGAUACUUUAUUUAUUCUUUCUGUCUCUUACAGAGAGCAUCCUUUCGCUCAAUUUUUUAAGGAUGUCAUUACAAAAAUUAACGCAGCAGAAUACAAAAUUGUCAUUCAGAAGAGAGCUCCAUCGUUAACUGUUUACCCGGAUGAUAUAUUGAAAAAAGAGUAUACCACAAUAUAUUCCAACGAGAUGUUAGCAUUGUUGGUUAAUUCAUAUGCGCCAUCUUCGAAAUGUCUUGUGCAGGAUAAUCUUACAUUAUUCACAGUUAUAGAAUAUUUUGAUUUCUCAAUUAUUGCAAAAAGGUCAGAAUUAUUAUCCCUGUUUAUCAGAUUUCCUUCAUUUGCCCAAUAUGAGCCUACGAUAUGCCUGAUUCCUGUUACUGACCAAGUUUACGAACAGUUUCCGAAACCAGAUUUUCUUAUUUUCAACAAGGCAAUACGUUCAUUUGAUUUUGAGGUAGGUAAUAUCAACUUUGCCUUAUAUUUCAAUGUGUCAUACCAAUAUUCUACAUUAUAUCAGCUAAAAGACUACGAUUCUUGGAUUCUCUUGUUACUAAACACAUCAUUGGUACAAACAAACGAACUGUGA